GCCCGGCCGCCGAGGCGAUGGCCGCGGAGGAGGCGUCGCCGAGCGUGGACCAGUACAAGACGGAGAUCGAGAGGCUGACCAAGGAGCUGACCGAGACCACCCACGAGAAGAUCCAGGCGGCCGAGUACGGGCUGGUGGUGCUGGAGGAGAAGCUGACCCUCAAGCAGCAGUAUGACGAGCUGGAGGCCGAGUACGACAGCCUCAAGCAGGAGCUGGAGCAGCUCAAAGAGGCCUUUGGGCAGUCCUUCUCCAUCCACCGCAAAGUCGCUGAGGAUGGAGAGACACGGGAGGAGACGCUCCUUCAGGAGUCGGCAUCGAAGGAAGCCUUUUACCUGGGCAAGAUCCUGGAGAUGCAGAACGAGCUGAAGCAGAGCCGGGCCGUGGUCACCAACGUGCAGGCGGAGAACGAGCGGCUGGCGGCUGUGGUACAGGACCUGAAGGAGAACAACGAGAUGGGGGAGCUCCAGAGAAUACGGAUGAAAGAUGAAAUCCGAGAGUACAAGUUCCGAGAGGCCCGGCUGCUGCAGGACUACACAGAGCUGGAGGAGGAGAACAUCACGUUGCAGAAGCUGGUGUCCACGUUAAAACAGAACCAGGUGGAAUAUGAAGGCCUGAAGCACGAGAUCAAGCGCUUCGAGGAGGAGACGGCGUUGCUCAACAGCCAGCUGGAAGACGCGCUGCGGCUGAAGGAGAUUGCGGAGCACCAGCUGGAGGAGGCCCUGGAGACGCUGAAGAACGAGCGGGAGCAGAAGAACAGCCUGCGCAAGGAGCUGUCGCAGUACAUCACGCUCAGCGACAGCCACCUGGGGCUCUCGGUGGACGGGCUCAAGUUCCCCGAGGAUGGCGCCGAGCCCAACAACGACGACAAGAUGAACGGGCACUUGCACGCGCCCCUGGUGAAGCUGGGCGGGGACUUCCGUGCGCCCCCGCUGCGGCGUGGCGAGGCCUUGCACCCGGCCUCGGACCUCUUCAGCGAGCUCAACAUCUCGGAAAUCCAGAAGCUGAAGCAGCAGCUCAUGCAGGUAGAGCGGGAAAAGGCUAUUCUCCUUGCCAAUCUCCAGGAGUCACAGACGCAGCUGGAGCACACCAAGGGGGCACUGACGGAGCAGCAUGAGCGGGUGCACCUGCUUACAGAGCAUGUCAAUGCCAUGAGGAGCUUGCAGAGCAGCAGGGAGCUCAAGGCAGAGCUGGAUGGGGAGAAGGGCCGGGACUCUGGGGAGGAGGCCCACGACUAUGAGGUAGACAUCAAUGGCUUAGAAAUCUUGGAGUGCAAAUACCGGGUGGCGGUGACAGAGGUUAUUGACUUGAAAGCUGAGAUUAAGGCCUUAAAAGAGAAAUACAAUAAGUCAGUAGAAAACUACACAGAAGAGAAGACCAAGUAUGAGAGUAAGAUCCAGAUGUAUGAUGAGCAGGUGACAAGCCUCGAGAAGACCACCAAGGAAAGUGGUGAGAAGAUGGCCCACAUAGAGAAGGAGUUGCAAAAGAUGACCAGCAUUGCCAACGAAAAUCACAAUACACUCAACACCGCCCAGGAUGAGUUGGUGACAUUUAGUGAGGAACUUGCUCAGCUUUACCACCAUGUGUGUUUGUGUAACAAUGAAACCCCUAACAGGGUCAUGCUGGACUACUACAGGCAGAGCAGAGUCACCCGCAGUGGCAGCCUGAAAGGGCCUGAUGACCCAAGGGGACUGUUGUCUCCACGGUUAGCCAGGCGGGGUGUGUCAUCCCCCGUAGAAACAAGGACCUCAUCUGAACCUGUGUCAAAAGAAAACACAGAGGCCAGCAAAGAGCCAAGUCCAACCAAGACCCCCACCAUCUCUCCUGUUAUUACUGCCCCACCAUCAUCUCCAGUAUUGGACACAAGUGAUAUCCGCAAAGAGCCAAUGAAUAUCUACAACCUCAAUGCCAUAAUUCGGGACCAAAUCAAGCAUCUACAAAAAGCUGUGGAUCGAUCCUUGCAACUGUCUCGUCAAAGGGCAGCAGCACGGGAACUGGCCCCCAUGAUUGACAAGGACAAGGAAGCCUUAAUGGAAGAGAUCCUUAAGCUCAAGUCUCUGCUGAGCACCAAACGGGAGCAGAUAGCCACAUUGAGAGCAGUGUUAAAAGCUAACAAACAGACGGCGGAGGUGGCCCUGGCGAACCUCAAGAACAAAUACGAAAAUGAAAAGGCGAUGGUGACUGAAACGAUGACGAAGCUGAGGAACGAACUGAAGGCUUUGAAAGAAGACGCCGCGACCUUCUCGUCCCUAAGAGCCAUGUUCGCAACCAGAUGCGACGAGUAUGUCACACAGCUGGAUGAGAUGCAGAGGCAGUUAGCGGCAGCAGAGGAUGAGAAGAAGACUCUAAACAGUUUGUUGCGCAUGGCGAUCCAGCAAAAGCUUGCCCUGACCCAGCGGCUGGAGGACUUAGAGUUUGACCACGAGCAGUCCCGGCGCAACAAAGGCAAACUGGGAAAGAGCAAGAUCGGCAGCCCUAAAGUAAGUGGGGAGGCGUCCGUCACCGUGCCUACCGUAGCCGCCGCGUGCCUCCUGCAUAGACAGGGCCCACAGACACCCAGCAUGCGGGUCGGCAGUGGCGCUCAGAGGAAAAGACAAUUUUCACCUUCCCUUUGUGAUCAGAGCCGUCCCAGGACACCAGGGGCUUCCUACCUACAGAGUUUAUUAAGCGUUGCCCCUGGUCCCACCUCCACAGAGUCAUUUCUUCUGAAGGGCCCCCCUUCCAUGAGUGAAUUCAUCCAGGGGCACCGGCUCAGCAAGGAAAAAAGGUUAACCGUGGCUCCACCAGAUUGUCAGCAGCCUGCUGCCUCCGUACCGACACAGUGCUCACAACUAGCGAGGAGGCCAGACAGCCCGACUGGCAGUCCUGACCCAGAGGCCCCGGAGGGGGAGCCUCAGGACAGCCCCCCGUGCGCCCCGCUCCACUGUCUCUCCAAGCCGCCUCUCCCCUAGUGCCGCCUCCCCAGAACCACGUCAGGCGCACCCACAAGAUACUGCCCAGGAGCUGCUGUUCCCUUCUCGGUCCUUCGAUGCAGGGUUGGAUCAGUGUCCAUCAUUUUGGAAGACGAUAACUGAGAAGAGUGACACCAAGCACAGACUCUGGUGUGAUCCAACCCUUUGUGGGUUUCUCUAAAUCACAGACAGGCUUCUACCAUCAAGUAUGUACUGUCCAGCUAAUGAACAGAGCAGGAAACCUAUCUCAAGUGGCUGGGGUGGCAUGGGAGAGGCUGAAGACCAUGUAAAAACAUAUAUCGUGAACUCACCCCUCCAUGUGCUUCCAAUUCGGCUGUAGAAGUCGAUUCCAACACAUCGUGUCUCAGAUAUUUAUUUUGUACUCUGUUUGCCACAUGACUGGUGUCGGUAGCAAUCACCUCCAGAGAGAGGAACUCAAUUCCUUUCUUUUUAGAUAGCAUCAUUUGCUCAGUGGCAUGAGCGUUUUCCUUUGGUCGGAAAUCUGGGAUCAGCCAGAUUGUGGCCGUUUUUUCUUGCACAACAUGAUGGGCGAGGUGCUUUGGAAUGUUCCAGUAACUGGGUCUUGCUGAUACUCAGAGGUUGUUCAUGCACUUACUUUCUAAUCAGUGGCAUAUUAACUGCUGUGUUUUUGUUUUUUUUUUUUUUUAAACUAGAAUUCUCCACUGGACAUUACUAAGUAAAUCUAAGAAAGGACUGUGUGAUGAUUGAUUGACUUAUUCAACUUUCGAUGACAUCUUUCAUUUUUUUUUUAAACUGCAGACAAGCAGACGCUCUGGUGCUGUUGUGCAUGUGUGGGUGUGGGUGCGAGAGAAGAUUCGGGAAAGGUCUCAAGUCCAAGAGGAAGCUGUCUACAUAGAUUUCAGUCAGACUUUGUUAGUUGGUUCAACCAGAAAGCAUUCAAGUGUGAUUAAAGUAUAUGUUUUGUUGUUGUUAGAUUUUUUUCAUAAUGAAUCUUCCUUGCCAAAAAAAAAAAACAACAAACCACUCAAAACAGAACCAAGAGAUAAUAAACCUUAACUCAUUGUCUACUUUUUAACAAACACUCAGGUGCCUAUAAUCGUUCUAGUCUACUGAGAUGCUCCAUGUUUCUCCUUUAUUUACAGACCCUGCUGGGUAACUUUUAUGACUUGAUUUAGGCAGUGGGUUUUCAUAGUAACGUUUCUUUUGCACAUCAUCUGACAAACAAGGAAAACAGCGAAUCCAGCCAAAAGGUCUGACCCUCCUGGGCUCCCCACCAACCCAGGGGCCCCCACGUUGCUUCUUAGUCCUGCUUCCUUGUCUGGUCAGGUCGCCUUAACUGAUUUAAAACCAGGAUGCUCUGGUCUUUCCAUGUACCUUCUCUUUCAAACAAGGACAGUCCUCACACAAAAGAUGUUUAACAAUCAGGGACUUGACAGGGCCCAGUGGGAUCCCCCAGCUCACUGUGUGCUAUGGUAGCAGGUACCUUGGCAGGCAGUUCAUGGAGCACAGGGUGGGGCUUUCAGCCACCACACAUGGUGGACAGCGGGCGCCAUGACCAAAGCAGCAGAGAGGCUUCUGGUCUCUUAGGUGAGUGCUAUUUACAGCCCUGUCAUUCAUUAUGCAAGUUGGCAUAGCUGGCAUUCCCCACUCAAAUAGGAUUCGGGUGCAAGCACAGGAAGGCUCGCAGCAAACUUCACCCAGAAGGCUGCUCCUUCCCUCCCUGGUGCCUGGUUGCAGACACCCUGCCCUCCUGUGGUGGGUGCAGGUCCUCCCUGCCAGUGGGCUUGGGUAGGGUAUUUGGGGGAAGCAUCCCUGCCCACCUGCCCACUCUUUCUGCAUUCCCCCCCCCCCAAGCUUAGGCAUUUGGGAGGCAUAGGUGCUUUGCUGACCUGACAUGAAACUGUGCCUGAGGGACAUUGAUGCCUUUCUAAAAAGUACCUCGUAUACCACCUUAGGCUGCCUGUGUCCCUGGGGUGUGGGGUCAGCAGGGUGAAGAAGCGCUCAAGCCCCCUCUGGGUUCACUGCCCACGGACAAGACCCCUGCCUCCCACAGUGUAACAUCCAUCUUUGUCUAUUAUAAAUAGGUUUUACUUCUUUCUGUUCUUUCUGUUAAGAAGAUGGGGGAAGGCUGGUUUUGAAAUGUUUUAUCCUACCAAAGGUCCAUAUGAAAAAAAUUGGUGGCCAAGGAGAUAUAGAACUUGGAUACAAAGUCCUCAUUUUCAGCACAGAGUCAGGCAGCCACCCCUGAGCAGUAAGAGCUGGGGUGUCCACAAUGGUGGUUCAUGCAGGGUGGAGCGGAGUCAUCCUCAAGUUAUUGCCAAUGAUAAGUAUGUGCAACACCAGUAUCUUCUGUCCCCAUGAGCAGCAUAAAGGAUUCAAAAAGACAUGGGAAAUGCAAAAAACUAGCAAAGAUCAAAAAGAAUGAACCUCGGUAAGACCAAUUGAAAACACACCUGGGAAAGAAAAACCCACUGCAGGAACUCGAAGAUGCUGCUUAUUAUCACAAAGAUGUAAAGUGACUAGUGAGAGCACUUCACAAAGGAGCCAGGUCACUUUUUUUUUUUUUUAAGUAAGCACAAUUGUUGUACUGAUAAGAAAUCCUGUUCUUAUUGGAAAAUAAAACCAAGAGAUGCAAUAUAGCCUCUGGACUGGGGCACAGAGGGGCAUAGGACCCUCAGCCCACCAGCUAGGGACUUCUCAGCUCCCACCCAUUUCUGUCCAAGAAUUGGAACUUGGAGAACUUUGAGAAAAAUGAAAGUUAUUAAAUAAUUGAGAACUCCAUUUCAGAAGAUUGUUAGUUUUAGGAAGAGGAGAUGUGACUGAUCUUCAAGAAAAGAAAGUAACAAUCUAUAGUAGCUGAUCCAGAUGUUACUGCUAAAACUAGAAUAAGGGGACUAGAAUAAGCUUUAAAAGCAUGAAGGAUUUAUAUUAACUCUAGAAAAGAGAGUACAGCUCAGAAUUGAUAACCACAAGGAAUAUUUUUAAUUAAGUGUUGGUUUGUUUAGCAAAUUAAGUGGCAGGAUAGCUUGUGAUAACAUAUCUUAAUUCUGGGAUUCAAAAAGCCUAUGAUCUUCUUACAUUUCAAGUUACUUACACUGGUUAGUCAGAAAAUAUUUUCUCCCUUGAAAAUAGGGUUGCAGCCUUCAUUUUCCCAUAGUAUUUCAUAAGAGCAAAAUCAAACAAAAUGAUUGGUAUCAGCUCCCUCCCAACUCUGUUCCAAGCUAUCUUUAAAAUUCUCCAAAUUGCAGAAAUUUAACAGUUGUCAUAUCCUAAAAAGCCAAUGUCUAUAGGAAUACUCCAGAAAUAGAAGCAUACAAUCCCUUCUUGGGAGGAAUAAAUGCCUCUCAAGUUUUAACUCUUCUUAAGAAGAUCUUCCACUCACAAUAUUUGCUUUUCCAAGCUUUGGAGACUGUUUCUGGACAGAGAUGGGCCUUCCGCUUCAAACAAGCAUGGAGUAUUGGGCAGGUGCCGGUGAUGAGUGUGGCUAUUUCUUGAGCUACCAUGACAGAUCUCAUGUGGAAAUGACAGAACAUGAGAAAGAAAAAAUGGAACCUGCUUUCUGCCAGGGAAACAAAGACAUAUCUAUCAUAUGAUGGUUACAAUCCUUCAGCCGAAAGAGGUAACUGACUCUGGGGAUGUGUGGGGCUGCGGGUCCUGGAGGCUUGUCUUGUAGGCCCCUCUGGGCAUGUAGCCUAAGGUGCUGCAGCCAUGGGAUGCUGUGGUGGGGAGCAGGGCUGGACCAGAGAGGCCCUCUAAGCACACAGAUCACAGAUUUUAAAAUGUUCCUCCAGUUCGUGUGUGUUUGCUAAAAUCACACAUUAAAGUGAUUUUAAAUAAUCCUUCUAUGGCAGAUUGUAGAGUAAACUUUCCAAGAAUAUGUUUUCAUACAGAGGAAACAGUUCAUCCCAAAGCUGCUGACCUGGAGUGUGACAUUCUGGCCGGUGGGAUAGAGACUGUCUUUCACUUUAUCAGCGAUUUGGUGGGCAUCAAGGACCUCAUGCCCAGUCGCCCUUUCUAUAAUCUCCAGGUGAGCUGUGACCAGGGGAGCGCUGGUGAAUGAAGGCUGAGAACAUCUUUUUAUCUUAACGCCGUUCUCAUUCACAAUCUGCUCUUUACAGUUCUCCAGUGAAAACACUGCAAAGGGAAGCAGGAGAUUUCCAGGUUUUUCUCUUUCAGAAGUCAUCUUGAAGCAGAGAUCAGAAACUCUAAAAAGAGACAUGUUCUCAUGGAGUUGACAGAUAGUCAAUGGUGAUGGAGACAAAAUGAACCAUUUUGUUAUUUGUGUUUAUAGGUAGGAUUGGGCACUAAACCUUAGAGGAAAUAGAUUAUUUUAACUUGAUUGCAACCGAAUAUUUAAUGGAUUGGUUUGACUGUUAGAGUCCAUUCAACAAUUCUUUGAAAAUUUCUGAUGACUUUUUUUUUUAAGUAAUCUCCAUGUUUUCAAUUGCAUGAUUCUGCAUCGACAGUGAACCACACAGGAUUGGGAUACUGUGUUUCUCUGCAGUAUUAACAUAUGUGUCAUGUGCUAGCCUGGUUUGUAUACUGUGUGAUUAUUGUUGCAAUGACCUUGCUCUUCCCACAUGGAAUCGCCAUCUUGUUACGCCUUUUGGGGUUCAAUGAUAUAAACUGUUUCCACCUGAUCAUAAUACCCUAUAUGACACCAUGACCCAAAAAACUGACUUAAGAAAACUUUGUUGCUAUUUUUUGAAAUCUAAAUUUCAAAGGACACUUGUUUUCAAAGACACAUGCAUUUAUUUUACCUUCCAAAAAUUCCUGAAUGUAUUAUUGCUUGUCCUUUCACAUUUUCUUAUUGUAGACAAUCUAAGGGUGUGGCUCCUGGGAGAGUCCCUAUGGUAUGUGCUUGUAUUUGUGUGAUCUGGUCCCUGUACUCCUCCAUGUUUGCAAAACUCACCCCCGUACUACGAAAAUAACCAGAAGCCACCACAUCCACCCCCUGUACCUUGGUUUAUGUUACAGCUGAAUCUUAACCUUAUGUCAUGCAUAACUCUUUGCAGUAAAUAAACGGGUUAUUUUUUGUUU
Messenger RNA from Condylura cristata (star-nosed mole), 7970 nucleotides. RefSeq names its product bicaudal D homolog 1 (Drosophila) (gene BICD1). The record is from RefSeq and is a predicted model, not a curated record. Bases 18 to 2948 code for a protein of 976 amino acids. Gene Ontology annotation, biological process: positive regulation of receptor-mediated endocytosis; microtubule anchoring at microtubule organizing center; protein localization to organelle. Gene Ontology annotation, cellular component: cytosol; Golgi apparatus. Lineage: Eukaryota; Metazoa; Chordata; Mammalia; Eulipotyphla; Talpidae. Gene Ontology annotation, molecular function: cytoskeletal adaptor activity; dynein complex binding; dynein intermediate chain binding. The transcript is spliced from 10 exons.